Penicillium diatomitis is the source of this 3597-nucleotide messenger RNA. RefSeq lists its product as uncharacterized. NCBI's taxonomy places the organism in Eukaryota, Fungi, Ascomycota, Eurotiomycetes, Eurotiales, Aspergillaceae. The record is from RefSeq and is a predicted model, not a curated record. The transcript has 3 exons. Bases 1 to 3597 code for a protein of 1198 amino acids. Gene Ontology annotation, molecular function: palmitoyltransferase activity. Gene Ontology annotation, cellular component: cytosol.
AUGCCCUAUGUUCUGAUUUAUAAGUGUGUGACGACAAAAUCAUACAUUGACUCCGACAACCAUGCGCAAGAAAUGAAGAGGUAUCCUUACGACGGAGCACUAUUUCACUCGGGUCAUGUUUGCUCGACCUGCAAACGUUUCAAGCCUGCCCGCAGCAAACAUUGCAGUUUUUGCCAGGCUUGUAUCUCACGACACGACCACCAUUGCGUGUGGCUGAUGAAUUGCGUUGGGGCCAAGAACUACAAGUACUUUCUCUCGCUUCUUCUGGCAUUGUCUGUACUCCUCAUGUACGGCACGUCACUGGGUCAUUCCCUUCUCUUACAAACCAUGCACAAAAUCAUACCUCCGAAUGUACAGGAAGCUAUGAGGAGUUGGUCUAUGUAUUUUCACGUCUGGGGCAUUGUGAUCACCAGGGACCCUAGGAUUGGCACUGUCACCUUGUUGAUGGUAAUGACGGCGCCUCUUGCCAUCGCCUUCUUGGUCUAUCAUACAUACUUGAUCUGGGCAGGCAUGACGACAAACGAGAGUGCCAAAUGGGCUGAUUGGAAAGAAGAUGUCUUGGAUGGCUUCGUCUUCAAAGCAGAUCGAACUCAAAUUGAUGGCGCACCCUCCCAGGUCGACUAUGGAGACAAGCCAUGGCCGGUGCAAAGUAACCAGAUCUUGGUGACGGAUGAUCACCCGCCGCUAGAAGGCUUUGUCUUUGAGGAGGGCGGAAACAGUAUCUUCUAUCCACAAGAAGCGACAUCGGGUUCGAUUGACUUGCGUUGGACCAUGCUUCGACAUGUGGAGGACCUCGACAAUAUUUACGAUCUAGGAUUCAAGCGCAACCUUGCGGAUGCUCUGGAAAUGUCUAUCCGAUACCACUAUGAGACGCGGGGCAUGAUUGACGAUAAGCGAUUAGAGCAUAUGCUCGUUGCUGGAAAGCAGAUUUUGUAUAAGACACAUCAAGAAAGUGAAGUUCGACACAAUCUUGGCAUGUCUCCAGAUAUUUGGGCAGGACUUACAGAUGUGCUCACCAAAGCAAUUCCGGUCCUCGAAUCGCAGUCCUUUGCAUGGAAAAGUCCUCGCGCCGCACUCGAACACUCUUCGUCCAAUCUGAUUGCCUACAAUUAUUUUUCGCUAGUGAAAGAUAUAGAAAGGCUCAACGACUUGUGUACCAUCGCUCGUAACCUUCUUGCGACCACCAAGAAAGCCCAGAACCUCGCCGCUGAAAAAGGAUUUGAUCAGCGAGUUCUUGCUCUCAUAGAUACCUGUGUGCGCGUUACGGCGAGAGGUUUUGACGGCGAAACGAAUGCUCGCAAUGAAGAGCGCUGGCAAAAAGUCGUUAACCUCUACAAGCGACUUCUCAUAACAUGUCUCCAGUACCUCCAUAAUUUCAUUAUGCACAAUGAGCAUCGGAAAAUGGUCCUGUGGCUCGAUCUAUUCGGUUACCAUUCCACCGCGGACACGAAUAUAAUCCAGCCAAAGGAAGCUCUGGAUUCUACGGCUCGGACUGAAGGAGUUGCUCCGAUCGUGAAGAUCGGAGAGCGGGUCAUCAAUCCUCCCAUCCGAGCGCUCUAUGACCAGACUGCGGAAGACCUGCUUCUGGAGACCAUCGCCAAGUUUCCGCGUGAGCCGUCAACGAUCAAAGAGGAGGCUGCGAUGCUUCUGCUCGCGAACAUCAAAGACCACAUGGAGAAGAUUCUUGGACGUGACUUGACCGAUAUCCAAGAAAUGGGUCGUGAUCCUGAACAGGUUAAAUACAUCCGAGCUGCUUUAACUUCGAUUCUGGGCGCCAAGGUUGACGGUUGGGCGGAUUUACAGGAGAGGGCACGCGAAUUGCCUCCUGCUUUGCCAGAGGACGAUGAACAUGAAACAAUGAAGAAGAAGACGAUCUUGACAAUCGAUCGGAGCUUGACCGCGGGCUUCCCCCGGCUGUGCUGGGCGGAUUUACCUGAGGUCAACGAUUAUUCCGUGGACGCAACAGUCACUGAGGACGACACGAGCUUACCUCGAUCGUCGCAAUCUGCCGCCGAGACACUGCAGGAAGCCAAAGACGAAUUAAUGGCCCGGUUACAGGAAGCCUCCCAGAUUGGAGACGAUGGUGCCGACUAUGAUCGCGGGGAUGCCGGGACAGUGAGCGAAGAUGAUGUUCAUAGCUUGGAAGGCCAUGCGGAUGGGAGUGUGGACGAGGACGAGGAAGAAGAGGAUGACAUUGACCGUGGCGAGGAUGGUGGAGAUGUGGAUGAUGAUGAAGACGACGAUGAUUAUCGCGGACGCCCCGGUGAUCAACAACGUGGCCUAUUGACAGACAUCCCUCUUGUCUUAGGACCAGCCGAGAUCGAAGCCUUACCUAUGAUCGUGCAAGCUGGUAUUGUUGAUAGCUUCGGGCUCAAGGGUGGAGAGAGGAACGGAUCACGAAAUAUGCAGGCUCUUCGCUGUCACAUCCUACUGACUCAGGAAACUGGUCGAAAUCUGCUGCGUGAACUACUGAUCUUCAUCGCUGCUUGGGAUCUGCCGGACGACGAACUAUACUUCAAGAUGAUGGUCCAAAUCAUGGAAGCCGUUCUGCGAAAUGGGCUCAUGUCACACGCCUACUCUGACUUCGGUCAGCCGAAAGACAUAAUCUCGCCAGCACAGGCCGUGGUCAUCAAGAUCCUGACUCAUAUCUUCCGCGCGAAAUACUCGCCUGCUUCGGUGACGGGGUCAACACAGGGCAGCGUCCCGAGGAUGCCAUCGCCCUUGAGCCGUGUGGAUGUUUUGACAGUCAGAUACAUCUUCACCAUCUUCCGUGGAAACAUCAUCCCGGAGACCUGUGCUCUGAUUUACCUUCAAGGCCAGAUUCGGGCUGACCGUGCUCUGCCAGAAGAUUUCCCUCUUAAUUUGUGGGACAUGGAACGGGUUUACGAGGGCGUGUAUCAAUUCCUUGAAUUCUUUGCGGUGUUGACUGAGAACAAUGACUGGAAGAAUCUGCUGGUCAAGUGGGAAAUUGUCUACGACCUCGUCACCCUCAUCAAGGAGUUGGAGGCCAGCAUUCCCAAAGGCCAGUUGAGCGCCCUCUCCUUCGGCUCGGUGCCUCCUCCACCUCCACCUCCAGCACGCAGUGCUUCUCCCAAUCACUACACGAAUUCCAAGCCUGCAUCUCCAACACCCGUCGCCGUCGAGCGUCCCUACGAUCCAAGUGACCCAGCAGACCCACUUGACAGCCAUGCCGGCAGCGUUGACUCGCGACCCGAGUCACCUCCGAUCACCGAGGAUCCUUCCGAGUUUGAAUGGCGGAAUCUCAAGAAGCUUGUUGUGCUAGUGCUUUCAUCCCUGGUAUGGAAGUGCCCCGAAGUGCAGGAGCAGAUUCGUCGCUACGGUGGCGUUGAGGCGAUUCUGAUGUGCACCUCUUUCGACUCCAACAACCCUUAUAUCAAGGAACACGCUGUAAUGUGUUUGAAGUUCCUGCUCGAAGGUAAUCGUGAGAACCAACGAUUAGUUGAAGAACUCGAGGCCCGCGAAGUGGUCAGGGAUGACGGUGGCGUAUUGGAACGCAGUGGGUACGAAGCCAUGAUCGACCAGGCCGGCAAGCUGGCCAUUCGCCCCAAGGGUGCAUCUGAAGAAUCCUCAUCGUGA